Messenger RNA from Cyanidioschyzon merolae strain 10D, 801 nucleotides. RefSeq lists its product as hypothetical. The transcript has a single exon. NCBI's taxonomy places the organism in Eukaryota, Rhodophyta, Bangiophyceae, Cyanidiales, Cyanidiaceae. The coding region runs from base 1 to 801 and encodes 266 amino acids. The record is from RefSeq and is a predicted model, not a curated record.
AUGGACGUUGGUUCCUUUGGUAUAGAUCCUGACAUCCAGUUGCGGAAUGUAAAGCUUUUCGAAGUGCAUAUACGCCGGACGUGGCUUGCGCUGACAUUGGCACGGCGAGCUUGCUACGUGGUUCUUAUAGUACUGUGCCUGCACGCUGCGUACUGCGCUAAAAAGGCUUGCAGCGCAGUCUUUUCAGUGCAGCUCUUUGGAACCAGUGUCCCCGCAGUUCAAGCCAUGAGAUCGAGUUUUGAUCAGAGUGCUCCGGGCCAAUUGUACCACGGGUGCUCUGCGAAAUUUGUCAAUCAGGAUACUAUGCACGGUGCGUCUACCUCAGACUGUGAAACGUGUGACCUUGCGUCGGCCCAGCUCGCGGAGAAACCUUGUACAAACGCCUGCGCAAAUAGCCCACCGGGAACAGGCUUGGAUUCUAGCGGUGUUUAUGGGUGUGCGGUGGAAGCGACGCGCGGGACAAGAACCCGCGCGGUGCUCCGUCUUCUGGAAGCAUUGAAGUACGCUACUUUGUGGGCACUGAGAGGCUUCUUGCCUCUAUGGAUCUUUUUUGGUAUGGGUAUUUACAGGGCGUUUCUUUUGGACUCGCAACUAUACGUUAUUCGUCUGAACAGAGUAUUGUCUCGCUUCCAUAUCGUCUUUUCGCGCAGCGCUCGCCGGCUGCACAAGGCCGAGCGAUAUGCCUCUAGAGCGCAACACCCGAGUUCAUGGACGUACGCCGAGCAACGCAUUGCGAGGCCACCAGAAUCGGAGCGACUCGAGCAUCGCGCUGAUCGGGGAAAACUGCAGAGGACCUCCUGA